Astrephomene gubernaculifera is the source of this 2127-nucleotide messenger RNA. The record is from the annotation of a GenBank genome assembly. Lineage: Eukaryota; Viridiplantae; Chlorophyta; Chlorophyceae; Chlamydomonadales; Astrephomenaceae.
AGUCACUCGUACUUGCCAGAUCUGAAGGCUUCUGGCCAAUGUAUGGAGAGCAACGUUUUGAUAGUGAACUAAGACCGUGUGCUGUUAAGGCCGAGUACCUACCCAGCUAUAUGAACAGCAUAUUACUGUUUUUCUACUUCCUCCAAUGAAACAGCGCUGCUAGCGGCAGGCAAACUGGCGCGGAAUUGGUGGGACCCAUCCGACAUGAGCGCGGCAGCAAGGGCCUUCUCGGCCCAGCAGGAACAACGCCGCAGGCGCUUGGUCACCAGCCAGCUGCUAGCGGAGCAGCGCGAGAAUGAGAAUUCCGACCAACGGAAGAAGGGGGAAAGCCGCGAGCCGGAAGCCUCCAGCAGCCGCCCUGCCGGUCCCCCUCCAUCCUCCUCCUCCGCCCCUCUUCCUCCCAGCCGCUCCCAGCAGCUGACUCUGGCCAGCCUGCACCGGCUGCACCCCACCGCCACGUUCCUCGCCACGCGGGGGCGCGGACGCGGCAGGGGAGGUGCGGGCGGACCUGCCAGGAGGUGGAGCAAGUACCUGCCGGGGCAGGUGGGGCCGCAGCAGCAACCCGGCCAGGAGAGCGGAGCGGCAGCCGAUCCAGGCUUACCGUACAGGUCAAUUAACGACGACAACGACGCUGCUAACGACAGCACCGACAUAGAACAAGGCCGGCAGCAGUCCACGCUUCCCCAGCAACAGCGCAACCAGCAACAGCAGCAGCAGCCUGAUCCCGCAGUUGCCGAGGCAAUCAGCAGGAAACUCCGUCGGCAAAAGUCCUCAAUCGCCCUGGGCAAGACCAUUGCAUUCCUGCGCGACUUCCCAGGCAUACUUACCGAGCAAGAGCUGCAGCAGUGCCGCGAGCAGGACGCCUAUGUGUUCAUGCAAACCCGGCAAAUACUUGGGGUCGAAAUGGCAAGUUACUAUGAGGACGGGGUUCAGAACUUUGCAGUGCCGGCCGAGCGCUGUCGGGAGCUAGAGCGACACAUGGCGGGUCAGGCAGCCCUGGAGAAGGAGGAGCUGGCCCGGAAGCUACGGAACCGCGGCUGGCAGGGCCUGUUAGAGGCGGAAGCGCACUUCAUGCAGCGGGGCGUGCUGGAGUUGCUUAAGGAGGUUCGGGAGGUCCGGCCGAGGCUGGCGCAGCUGGUUACACAGGCGGCGCGGGAUGCGGCGAAGGGGCCAGCGGAGAGGGGUCGGCACACAGCUGAGGUCUUGUUGUGGGCUCGGCUGAUUGAUUUUGCGGAGACCUUCCCGGGGUACGAGGCGAGCGCAGGGAGGCAAGGAGGGUUCAGGAGCAUGGCGCUGGAGGUGUUGCAGUACGCCGUACUUGGCCUCCUGAUGCUGCCGUACAAGGACCCCCCCGAGGAGCAGUUGGACCCCUUUGCAUGCGCGCUGGUGGCCUGCGUGUGGCAGUACAUGGAGGCGGAGUACGAGGUGAUUACGGCGCAGCUAAGGGCCAGCCGAGGCACCAGCGAGGCCCCUCAGUCCCGACGUACCCAAGAGUGGCUUCGCGCGCUGCUCACCCCCACCGGCCUCUUCCGCCUCCUCCGCUACCCCUCGCCCGUCACCGUGCUCGACGCCCCUUGGGCUGCCGGCGACGACCCGAACGCGGGUAUGGUGGCGGCGGCAAGGGCGGCGUAUUUGCGUUUCUCCGACAACCACCUCCUGGCCCUGUUCCGCACGCUGCUCCAGGAUCCGCUACGGGCGCUGGCGGUUGCGACGCUGGCGGAGGAGAUCGUACGGCAACGGCUUACGGGGAUUCCAGUUAGUUUGGACGCCGCGCUGGACGUGGUAGCUGUGGAGGUGGUGUUGGGCGGGAAGGUGGCAGGUGGUGGCGGCGGCGGCGGUAGUAGUGCCGCUACGGUUGGCAGCGCUUCCCGGGACUUGCAGCGACCACCGCCGCCGCCAGUUGAGGCGCUUCAGGGGCCACGACAGCAGCAGCAGCAGCCCCAGGAGCAGCGCCAGAAGCAACAGCAGCAGCAGCAGCCUCCGCAGAAGCCACGAUCGGCGCUUCUUGGCGGUUGGUGGGGAGGCGGAGGCAGCGGCAGCAGCGGCAACGCUGGACGGCAGGAGCAGCAGCCGCUGGGGCAGCAGCGGCAGGGGCAACCUGCGGGGGAUUGGCAGGAUGAACUGGAG